Messenger RNA from Kluyveromyces marxianus DMKU3-1042, 1410 nucleotides. It is a transcript of the gene TMS1, whose product is annotated as Tms1p. The coding region runs from base 1 to 1410 and encodes 469 amino acids. Gene Ontology annotation, cellular component: membrane. The transcript has a single exon. NCBI's taxonomy places the organism in Eukaryota, Fungi, Ascomycota, Saccharomycetes, Saccharomycetales, Saccharomycetaceae. The record is from RefSeq and is a predicted model, not a curated record.
AUGGGUAUGAUAGUUUCUUUACCAAUACAGAUGGCCGCCACUUGCUUUUCUUCUAUGGUGGGGUCAUGCUGUUCUUCGUCUUUAUCGUCAUUAGGUUCGCUUACAUCUUCGUCAUUAAUGGUACGUAUAACGUACGCUUUGUGGCUUCUUUUUAACUCUGUGGUGUCAUGGAUAUCGAUGUCUGCGAAUAAAUCCAUUCUAUGGCCAGGAAAGUCGUGUACAAGCACAGGAGAAUGUGGGUUUUUCACCGUUCACCGGUUAAAUUUUGCACUAGGUAUGAUGCACCUCAUAUUGGCAGCUAUUAUGGUCAAUAUCAAGUCCACAAAAGAUGCUAGAGCAACAUUACAGAAUAAAGCGUGGACUUUUAAGUUUAUAUUUUACUUGUUACUGAUUGUUUUGGCAUAUUGGAUACCAAAUGAGUUCUACAUAUGGUUUUCUAGAUGGGUCAGUGUUCCAAGUGGAUUUUUGUUUAUAUUAAUAGGAGUGGUACUCUUGGUGGACUUUGCCCAUGAAUGGGCUGAGACUUGUAUUCAACAUGUUGAGCAAGAAGAUGAGAACUCCGGAUUUUGGCGUAAACUUUUGAUAUGGAGCACCAGUCUAAUGUAUUCCGGAAGCGUAAUUAUGAUGGUUGUAAUGUUUGUAUUAUUCUGCCACGACGGAUGUGAUAUGAACAGAUCAAGUGCAACGAUAAAUGUGAUACUUUCCCUGGUGGUAUCUGUUGCUUCGAUACACCCAAGGGUGCAAGAAUUUAAUCCAAAAUGUGGUUUGGCGCAGAGCUCUAUGGUUUCUGUUUAUUGUACCUAUCUAACCAUGAGUGCCAUGGCCAGUGAGCCUGAUGACAAGUUAUGCAAUCCUUUAGUUCGCACGAGUAACACCAGAAAAUUCAGCACGGUAUUAGGAGCUUUGUUCACUUUCAUUGCUAUCGCUUAUACCACAACUAGAGCUGCAGCAAACAAUGCGCUAAGUGUUAGAAGCGGGGCCAUAUCUCUAUACGAUGAUGAUGUGGAAUACUCGGGAAUUGGUGAGUCACGCAACCAGCUGAGACUACAAGCCAUUAAGCAAGCAGUGGAGGAAGGAGCUCUACCGCAGUCAGCUUUACUUGAUUACGAAGCAGAACAACAGAGGAUGCUAAUGCAUGACGGAUCCGCUAGUUCAGAGGAUGAUGAAUUCCAUGUAACAAAAUACAAUUACUCAUUGUUCCAUUUCAUAUUUUUCUUAGCUACACAAUGGAUCGUUAUACUUUUGACUAUAAACGUGACGCAGGAUGACGUUGGAGAUUUCAUUCCUGUUGGUAGAACAUAUUUCUAUUCCUGGGUUAAGAUUAUUAGCGCAUGGAUAUGCUACGGUUUAUACGGCUGGACCUUAUUUGCACCAAUUAUCAUGCCAGACAGAUUUGAGUAUGAAUUUUAG